Messenger RNA from Phalaenopsis equestris, 3481 nucleotides. Its product is annotated as rho GTPase-activating protein 7-like. Bases 280 to 2931 code for a protein of 883 amino acids. Gene Ontology annotation, biological process: signal transduction. NCBI's taxonomy places the organism in Eukaryota, Viridiplantae, Streptophyta, Magnoliopsida, Asparagales, Orchidaceae. The transcript has 23 exons. The record is from RefSeq and is a predicted model, not a curated record.
GGCAUCGCGCGUUCUGCCUCUCAAAUUUGUAGCUAUAUAUAGGAUCGAAUUAGCGCUUCCCAGGCCUUACACGUUAUUGCUCAAACCGAGAUUUGUUGCAUUCGUCCUUUUCCUCACUGUUUUCGGCUCUCUUUCCGCUCGCCGGAGCUGUGGAUUAUCGAUCUCCAUCCAUCUACCUCCUCUGUCUCGUUGCUGCCUCCCAUUAGCGACUUGCAGCUCUUGUCGCACUCUCCUGAUUCUUCUAAUUUUGACCUAAUCGUCGAGCGUAGACUGUAACAGAUGGCUUCAUUCCAGAUGAAUGAAAAUUCAAUGCCAUGUACGAAGUCUAAACUUGCUGAAUGGGAACAAAAUAUUCGGACAAUAAAAGCCUCUGAAGAUUUUGACAAUCAUUCAGAUCGUUCCAAAAAGUGUGAGAUCUUGAAGAGUGGGCCUUUACUUGUAUCAUCUAAAGGAAUUGGAUGGCCGUCUUGGAAAAAACGGUGGUUUGUUCUUUCUCGCAAAUCAUUUCAGUUUUAUAGAGUUGACCCUAAUACUCUACCUCAGAAAGGAAGUGAAGCACCAGCCCUCGGUGGCAUUACCCUCAACAACUCAGGGAGUGUGGUUGUGAAAACAGACAAAAAACUCCUCACUAUCCUUUCUCCUGGUGCUCGGAAUGGAAAAGCUUUCUCAGUCAAGACUGAAACCUUGGACGAACUAAAUGACUGGAAAGCUGCCAUAGAAGGUGCUUUGGCUCAAGCACCUGGUGACACCAAUGUAAUGGCGCAGAAUGAAAUAAUCCUUAAUGAAGGAGCUGACUCAAUUGAAGCUUCAGAUGAGCAAUUGAAGGAUAGGCCUCGUACUUCAUCUUCAAUCAUUGGGAGAUCAGUCUUACUUGCUCUAGAAGAGAUUGACGGGUCUCCUUCUUUCUUAGAGAAGGCCUUUAGGUUCAUUGAAGAGCACGGAGUCAAAGUUGAAGGCAUCUUACGACAAUCUGCUGAUGUUGAAGAGGUAUUGCGCAGGAUCCAGGAAUAUGAGCAAGGAAAAACUGAGUUUGCUCCUGAUGAGGAUGCUCAUGUUAUUGGCGACUGCAUUAAGUAUGUUCUCCGGGAAAUGCCAUCAUCCCCUGUUCCAGCAUCCUGCUGUACGGCUCUGGUUCAUGCUUAUAGAACUCAUUCUGGGUCCAGAGUCGAAAACAUACGUGAUGCAAUAUAUGAAACCUUCCCUGUGCCUAACCGUCAUUUGUUACAAAGGAUUCUCCAGAUGAUACUAGUUGUAGCUGCUCACAAAGCUGAGAACAGGAUGGGUCUCUCUGCUUUGGCUGCUUGUAUGGCACCAUUACUUCUUUGCCCACUUCUGGCUGGCGAAUGUGAAAUCAGUAAUGAUUUUCAGACAGAUCAUGAUGGAUCUUUUCAGCUUUUGCAAGCUGCUGCAGCUGCUAACCAUGCUCAAGCUAUAGUCAUAAUUCUUCUGGACGAAUAUGAAAAUAUAUUUCAGGAUGAAUCUUUUUCUUCAGAACUUUACACUGAGUCAGAAGAUGAAGAUAUUGAGGAUGAUGAAUCGACCUCUAAUGACAUCUCCAACGAGGAUUGGCAUCUUGAAGCUGAGAAUGACCAAAAUGCUGUUGCUGGGGUUGAUAUAGAUUGUUCUUACAGUGAAACCCCCAGUGGAAGUAACAAUGAUGCUGGUGGUAAAGAUGGCAGUGAUUUGGUUAGUGAUGUUGGCUGUGAAGUUGGUAGUGAUGUUGACAGUGACAUAGGCAAUGAUGCUGGCAGUGACAAAUGCUAUGAUUUUGGCAAUAAUGUCAGAAGCAAUGCUAGUUGUAAUGUUUACAAUAAGGGUGGAAGUGUUGUCAGGGGUGAUGCUGGCAGUGAUAUAGGGAGCAAUUUUUCAAGAAACCAGGACAUUAAAGAGAAUUGUGCUCGUGCUAUAUUUUCUAGAAACAAUGAGGUCUUUGAAAACACCACGAUAAAUUCAAAUCAAGUCUCCGCAUUUUUGCAUGAAGAUAUUUAUCCUAAAACAUCAACAUUUGCUCAUGUCCGAUUCGCAACAGAUGUUCGAUCUUUUGACACUGCUGACAUACAGAAUAAUGAUGACUUGCUAAGUGAAAAUAAUAGCUCAACCAUUCCACUUUAUCAUGAGUCUCAUGUGCCCGCGGUUGGUAUACUAUCAUCUACAACUAUAAGGAAUAAGUUAGUUAAUAUCAAAACCUCUGCCUCCAGCAUCGUAAAUUUAGCAGAACAAUCAAAAGAAGCACAACCUGCGGUGCGAAAUAAAUGGGGGCGUACCUCUGCAAGGAAAAAUCUUUCAGUGGAGUCAAUUGAAUACAUCAGUGAUGAUGAGUCUGCAGUUCAGAGGCUUGAGACUACCAAGAUUGGUCUUCAAAUUAAACUUUCAGAAGAGAUAAAAGGGAAUGCAGUUUUACAGUUAAGUUUGGAUGAGCGAAAGCAAGCUUUGCUUGAACGCCGUUUGGCUCUUGAGACAGAAGUGGUAAGGUUGAAAGAGCUAUUGCAGAAAGAGAGAGAUUUAAAACCACUCUUAGAGUCUGAUUUGAUGAGCAUACAACCCAAUCAAUUAUCUCUCUCAACUUGUUCAGAUAGUAAGAUUAUGUCCGAUCUGGAAGACAUUGCACUUUCAGUAAGAGAUAUAAAUAAUUUGAAGCAAAAUCUCAUUGAUCUUACUGAACAGCUACAGCAAGGCCAUACUACUUUCUGUCAAUCUUAUGAUCAACCCAUUUACACAAGAAAUGAGAUACAGCAAAAUGCAGAUGAUAAUUUUAAUGAACAUAAAAAGGAUGACUCGUCAAUAUAUGAUGAAGGACAAGGUUAUCAAAGUAUAUUACCUGAAAUUUUGAAUCAAAGUGUCGGAAGAUAUUCUGAAGCUUCAUUAUCUGAAGAUCAGCAUAGGGCAUUAAAAAAGCUUUCAAGGUGGGAAGGUAAAAAACGGAUGCUUUAGAGUCCUCUUCGCGAAGAAUGUCUGCCUAGAAGAAACGAUCAAGUAUUUCAUUUGUAAAGUUUGAGAAUCAGAACAAGUAAAUAACACCAUAUUUUCAGAAGAACAAAUAACGCUUCUCCUCAAUAAUGCAACAUGAAGACAAGCUCUAAAGUGCGAGGUAAGGAUGGAUUUUGAUCAUCAUUUGCAUUGACAGAGUUAAUAAAUCCUAAACAUCUCAAGGAAAUACAAGUUACAACUUGCAAAUGAGUUGCAAUUUGUGGAUACAGGUUUAGCUAUUGGGUUGGAAGUUCUUUUGGAAACUAAUAAGUGAUUUAGAAUUUUACUGAUUCGCUUAGCUUUUAUUAGAUAAUUGGUUGUGUUUGCAAUCCACUUGUUUGUUCUUUGUGCUUUGUUUUGAUGUUAGACUUAUGACAACAAUGUGUUGCAUCACAAAGGUCCAGCAGGGUGGAAUUGAAGAUUUAGUUUUUGAGAAUGCUAGUGGUGUCUUUGUAUUGUCAUCGAUGCAUUGUAUAUAUGCCUAUAUGUAUAUAUAUUUUCUUUGAAAAUUUUU